This is a messenger RNA of Hevea brasiliensis (rubber tree), 1328 nucleotides long. RefSeq names its product caffeic acid 3-O-methyltransferase-like. The transcript is spliced from 4 exons. Gene Ontology annotation, biological process: methylation. Bases 43 to 1125 code for a protein of 360 amino acids. Gene Ontology annotation, molecular function: protein dimerization activity; S-adenosylmethionine-dependent methyltransferase activity; O-methyltransferase activity. Lineage: Eukaryota; Viridiplantae; Streptophyta; Magnoliopsida; Malpighiales; Euphorbiaceae. The record is from RefSeq and is a predicted model, not a curated record.
CUGGAGAAGUGAACAUUGGAAUAGAAGUUGAUAGACCAGAGAAUGGGCUCCAUUGAAAGGCAAAGAUACGAAGAAGAAGAAGAAGCAUGUCUCAAUGCUAUGUUAUUCUGCAGUUCUCACAUCUUCCCUAUGGUGUUUCGUGCAGCCAUAGAGCUUGAUCUCUUCGCAAUCAUAGCCAAAGCUGGCCCAGGUGCUUAUCUUUCAGCCUCUGAGAUUGCUUGUCACCUUCCUACACACAACCCUGAAGCUCCUUCCAUGCUCGAUCGCAUGCUGCGUCUCUUCGCCUCUCAUUCUCUCCUCUCUCACUCUCUCCGACCCCUCCAAGAUGGUAGAGUUGAGAGGCUUUAUGGGUUAACUGCAGCCUGCAAAUUCUUUCUUCCCAACAGUGAAGAACAAGGCACCCUCGCUCCCUUAUCGGCUCUUUCUCAUCACAGAAUCGCCGUAGACGUCUGGUUGCAUAUGAAGGAUGCGAUUCUUGAAGGUGGGAGUAUGUUCAAGAAAGUUCAUGGGAUGUCAAUAUUUGAGUACAUGAAUCAAGAUCCUGCAUUUAACAAGAUUUUCAACGAGGCAAUGGCUGGUGUCUCUACCAUCAUCAUGAAUGCAAUUUUAGACAUAUAUAAAGGAUUUGAAGGUGUUACUUCACUGGUUGAUGUUGGUGGUGGUAAUGGCAGAGUCCUUAAUAUGAUCAUCUCUAAGUACCCUUUCAUUAAAGCCGUCAACUUUGAUCUUCCUCAUGUUGUACAGACUGCUCCACCUUAUCCUGGUAUUCAACAUGUUGGAGGGAAUAUGCUAACAAGUGUUCCACAAGGAGACGCAAUUAUGAUCAAGGAUACAUGUCACAAUUGGAGUGAUGAAAAUGUGAUAAAAGUGUUGAAGAAUAUAUAUCAAGCACUACCAAAUAAAGGGAAACUUAUAAUUAUGAAUGCAAUACUGCCAGAAGCACCAGAGACAAGCAAGGCCUCUCAAUACGUUUCAAGACUUGAUAAUACAAUGCUGAUGCAGCCUGCAGGGAAAGAGAGAACUACUAAAGAAUUUGAGGCCUUGACCAUGGCUGCCGGAUUCUCCAACUUUCAUGUUGCUUGUGUUGCUCGCGGCAUCUGGGCUGUCAUGGAAUCUUUUAAGUAAUUAAUUAAGCCUCUGAAGAUCAUUUCCAUUAGUAUUUAAUUACUUUUGCUUUGAGAUUGAGGUUGAUAAUUAUAUAUAUGAUCAUACUCUUAUGGGUUUGUGUCAGUGGUUUGCCUCUUCUGCUUUGGUGAGGCUGAUAUACAUAUUUGUAGUCCAUUCCACAAAUAUGAUAAAUAAACAAAAUUAGGAUUUGCUUCACUUAA